CCCCGAUCCGGCCUAGCUGCCAAGCCCCUUCAACAUCACGCUUGCCUUGCAUCACACCCGUCCACUUCACAUCUCCAGACAAACCCCCGCUAUACCGUGCCGCAACAAUGCUUCCUCGACGCAUUGCAGCGGCUCGCCCGCUUACCCGCGCUCUGGCGCCCGCCAUUGCCCGUCGACCUCAGACCUUCCAGCAAGUGCGCACCGCUCUUACCGAAGCUGAGCGCCUCGAUCUCGUUGAUCCCAACAUGAACGGCGGCUUCAUCAACCCUCCGCCCAUCAAGGCUAGCAAACGCGACCCGUACGGCGACUACUGGGACAAGCAGGAACGCCGCAACUACGGUCAGCCCGUCCACGAAGAUCACGAUAUUCUUGGAGCUCUGUCUCUCCACGAUUACGACCACUUCACACCGGCUUGGGGAGCUGUGCUGAUGGGCAGCUUCAUCGUUUCCGUACUCGGUCUUUGCCUAGUGGUCAAACAAUACUACCCCGACAAGAUCAGCGUCCCAAAAACAUACGAGGAUGGAUUAGAGGCUGAGCUUGGAGGUCCUGGGGCCGUGAGGGCAAGAAAGCACGGCGAAGAGCCGUCCUGGAGAUAGUGUGCGCAAUGCAAGAGUAGAUGUGUACAUAUGCCGCCAAUGGAGUUUUUCUUUGUCCAAUUUCCGUUCUUUAUAUCAUUCCAUUGCCAGUCAUACCCAAUCUUUCAUGUUCGCUUGUCAACCUCUUCUGUGAUGUUCACUUAUCUCCGUAGCCUAUGUCAUGUAUGCACACGUUGAUGCGCAAUCCAUGAGCGACAAAUCACUCCUACAUGUCAAUGUCGUACUCACUCCUCACCUGCUACAUAAUCUUCUAGGUCAAUACCGGCAGCGCAUCUCGCGACACGAUCGAUACAACAUCGUGGGUUUUGGACCCGACGACUGAGGGGAAAAAGAACGCUUCUCCGACGGUAUCUUGUGGACUUGGUUGUGGAUACAGUCAUUCUCCAGGACUUUUUGAAAGCCGCAAAAUACGAGAAAAGCCGAAGCCAGCUGCCCCUAGAGUGUGUGUGGGACGUGAUGGGAGAAAUUGUGGGUAGAAAGACGAACUUCCUGGAGCGCAAAAAAUGGGCGUCUCUGGAUCGCUGCAAGUGGCACGACCACAGCUUUGACUGCGGUUCUUAUGGACCUGGACAGUCGCUUCGACUUCGAAACCGUUGCUC
Periconia digitata is the source of this 1195-nucleotide messenger RNA. The record is from the annotation of a GenBank genome assembly. NCBI's taxonomy places the organism in Eukaryota, Fungi, Ascomycota, Dothideomycetes, Pleosporales, Periconiaceae.